AUGGUUAUCGCUGGUGCAGGUGAUGUGCAAGGCCCAACAACACGAGGUGUAGCAAUAUUACAGCUGAAGUCAACGCACGAGGCAGAUUUUUCGAUUCAAGUCAAUGCUUUCGUGUUGACAAAAAUUACAGUAGAUUUGCCUACUCAUCGUAUAGGCAUCGAUCGAUGGCGACAUUUACAAGGAUUAUCUCUAGCAGAUCCAAAUUUCGGUAGUCCAGGUGAGAUCGACUUGUUGAUUGGAGCUGACGUCUGGGGCUUAAUAAUCAAAGAUGGACUUAUAAAUGGCGAAGCAAAUCAACCUCAUGCGCAGAAUACACAUCUUGGUUGGGUAGUUUCUGGACCAGUGGACUUAAUACAUUGUAACUUGGCACAAAGUAUGCAUGUCCGAGGAAACGAAAAUCUGGAGGAGGCUCUUACACGUUUCUGGCUGUUAGAAGAACCAACUUUGUCAAAAGUCGACACUCACACAGAUGAAUGCGAGCAGCAUUAUGAAGCAACAGUUCAUCGACAAGACGAUGGCCGGUAUGUAGUCAGCAUACCCUUUUUGAAGGAAGAACCGACACUUGGUGACUCACGUCGAAUGGCAAUGCAGCAGUUCUAUCGAAACGAGAGGCGACUACAUUCUGAUCCCGAUCUAUUGGCAAAAUACGUACAAUUUAUGCGUGAGUAUGAGGCAUUGAAUCAUAUGGCAUUAUACGAAGGCGAAGUGGGCGAAGGUACUCCGUCAUACUACAUUCCUCAUCAUGCAGUCACAUCUAAAUUUCGAGUUGUGUUUAAUGCUUCGGCUAAAUCAGACAACGGUGUGUCCCUCAACGACACGCAACACAUCGGUCCUGUAAUACAGGAUAAAUUGGCUAACAUCAUUCUACGAUUCAGGCUAUAUCGUGUGGCAGUGGUGGCGGACAUCGAGAAGAUGUUCCGUCAAGUUUUGGUGCAUCCAAAUCAACAAAAGUGGCAGCUCAUAUUAUGGCGAGAAAAUCCGAAUGAUCAACUCAACACUUAUCGAUUGACGACGGUGACAUAUGGCACCCGCUCUGGACCUUACUUGGCUGUGCGCACUCUACACCAAUGUGCUCGAGACAACUACUCCAUUAUUAAACAAGAAGCAGAGGCGAAUGAAGCAAGGCAUAGCAUCGAGAAAGAUUUUUAUGUGGAUGACUACCUUUCAAGUGCUCCCACCCCAGCGAUCGCAAUUCGUCGAUCGAAAAAUGUAGAUCAUGUUCUACAACAAGGCCACAUGCAUCUUCGAAAGUGGCAAUGUAACAACAAAGCAGUCGUUCAAGCAAUCAUUGGCCAAAGCGACUCAGGCUUGCAAUGGGAUAGUGAGUUUGACAAGUUGUCAUUCGACAUCACUUUAGACGAGGCUACGACACGCACAAAACGAACGUGUCUUAGCGACAUUGCGAAGCUCUAUGACCCGACGGGAUUGUUAGCACCAGUUGUCAUUAAAGCAAAAAUAUUUAUGCAGAGGCUAUGGUUGGCAGGCGUUGGUUGGGACGAAGAGAUUCCAAAUGAGCUCCUCCAAGAGUGGUCAGUUUUUCGGCAUGACUUGUUCCAAUUGGUAAAUCUGGCAAUUCCACGACACAUUGGAAUGCAUCCAGGGCAGCAAACAACUCUGCACGGUUUCUGUGAUGCAUCGCAAUGCGCAUAUGCGGCAGCUAUCUAUGUGCGCACCAUCGAUGAGUUUGGCCAGGUGACAGUCCGGUUGCUCGCAUCCAAGACCCGAGUUGCCCCGGUGAAGACAAUCUCAAUUCCUAGGCUCGAGCUUUGUGGUGCUCAAUUAUUGGUGACAACAAUAAACACGGUACGAGAGGCGAUGGAAAUGAUGAAUGUGGAAUAUUUUCUGUGGACCGAUUCAACAAUCGUUUUGGCAUGGCUACGACAACUCCCAGUCAGAUUCAAACCAUACGUAGCGAACAGGGUGAGUUACGUACAACAGAAUAGUGACCCGUCUGCAUGGCAUCAUAUUCCUACGGCACAUAACCCAGCAGAUUGUGCUAGUCGAGGAUUAACACCUUCGCAGAUACAAGCUCAUACACUCUGGUGGACGGGCCCUGGUUUUCUUCAACAAGGCAAUCUAUACAAUACGGCAAGUGAACCGUUAUGCUCACAAGAUGAUCUUCAAAACUUACGGCAGGAAGAGAGGUUACCGGUUGUGACUUAUACACGCAUUGAGAAUAUGGGCUUGCUCAUGACGCGACGACGAGAUGGUCUCGCGAUCAAUUUCCUGGAUCGAACGAAUUCCCUCACGAAGAUAAAACGGAUUAUGGCUCACAUACUUUACGCACUUUAUGCUGGCAGCAAGAAGCGAGUAACAUACGGUUCCGAAAUAUGCAGUGUGGAACGAUUACAUCAGGCAAUGCAAGUAUUAACACGGUUAGAUCAAAGGCAAUGGUUCAAACGUGAUAUAGAAUUAUGCAAUCAGGCGAAGAACUUACCAGGCUCUAGCACACUCAGUUCAUUGAAUCCAUUUAUCGAUGAAGGCAACAUUUUGCGAGUUGGAGGCCGGAUCAAACGGUCGACAUUGGAUGCGAAUCAAAGGUUUCCAAUUAUCCUAUCGAGAGAAGGCAAACUAGCAUAUAUGAUUGUGGCUGAAGUACAUCGCACAACUUUACAUGGUGGUGUGCAAUUAAUGUUGCAGAUCAUUCGACAAACGCAUUGGAUCAUAGGAGGCCGGGCACUUGUAAAAUCAUACAUUCACAAAUGUGUCACAUGUCGCUUACAACGAGGCAAGGUAGCAAGGCAGCGAAUGGGUGAUCUACCAAAGUAUCGUGUUACUCGACAUCGUCCAUUUCUCAUCACAGGCGUAGAUUAUUGUGGUCCAUUCCUGCUACGUCUAGGCGCAAAACGAUCAAGGACUAUAACUAAAACGUACGUUGUUAUUUUUGUAUGUUUAGCGACUAAAGCGGUUCAUAUUGAACUAGCGACCGACUUGUCAACUGAGGCAUUUUUAAACGCAUUUGCAAGAUUCACAAGCAGACGAGGGCCGUGUGAACAACUCCAUUCAGACAAUGGCACAAAUUUCCAGGGUGCAAAUCGUCGUAUGAAAGAGGACUUAGAGGCAUGGCACUGCGAGCAUGUGAAGGAACAAUUGACGCAUCGUGGUACAACGUGGCAUUUCAUACCACCAUCAGCCCCCCAUCAAGGUGGCAUAUGGGAGGCAGCUGUGAAGUCAGCAAAAAGGCAUAUUGUACGAGUAGUUGGCAGUCAAACUAUGAGCUAUGAACAAUUUAAUACUUUGCUCAUCCGAAUUGAGGCUUGCUUGAACUCUAGGCCAUUGGUGGCUUUGUAUGAUGAUCCAGACGACAAGCUAGCAUUAACACCAGGCGAUUUUCUUACGGGUGGUCCAAUUAUCGCUCUACCUGAACCCACAGUCAUGAAUUUACCAUUGAAUCGCAUUAAGGAAUGGAAUUUAGUUCGAAGAUGGACUGAAGAUAUAUGGCAACGUUGGCACCAGGAAUACCUAACAACCCUACAACAAAGAAGCAAGUGGCGCAAGGCAGAAGAAAACAUUAAAGUCGGUGAUAUUGUGGCAAUUAAGCAAGAUAAUUUACCACCGACACAUUGGUGUCUUGGUCGAGUUACUGUGGUACAUCCAGGUGAAGAUCAGUUAGUUCGUGUAGUAACGACUCAACAUUAUGACAAGGCAACGGGUCGAACUUUUACAAAACAACGGCCAAUACAAAAAAUCUGCAUACUUCUCACAGAGGAAAAUUCAGAAACCGGUGUUUCAGAGGAGGCCGAUGGCGGUGAUGACUACGACGUCUAUGACGGCAACGAGGACGAGGUCGACGAGGAUGAGGACAUCAUAUCACAUGAGGAUCGAAGUAGCUCAACGAUUUAA
This is a messenger RNA of Eupeodes corollae, 3843 nucleotides long. RefSeq lists its product as uncharacterized. Gene Ontology annotation, molecular function: nucleic acid binding. Gene Ontology annotation, biological process: DNA integration. The record is from RefSeq and is a predicted model, not a curated record. Bases 1 to 3843 code for a protein of 1280 amino acids. NCBI's taxonomy places the organism in Eukaryota, Metazoa, Arthropoda, Insecta, Diptera, Syrphidae. The transcript has 3 exons.